AUAGGAGCUGGCUCCGGGUGACAGCACGGAGCACAACCUAACCCAACCAGGCAGCAUUGCCCCACCACCGUGAACUACAAGCAGACUGCACGAGUUAAAUCGCAGUAUUUUCUUGCCUCACAUUCAGGUGCUACUUGUCUGGACUCAAAAUGCCACUGGUGCUGAUAACGGGCAUACCAUCUUCCGGAAAGUCUACACGCGCAGCCCAAAUCAAGGAGUAUUUAGAGAAAGAGCAUAACAAAACAGUUCAUAUAGUGAGCGAAAACGAGGUUAUAACUUCCUCAAACUUGAAAAAAAAUGCCCUUUAUUUAGAUUCGUCGAAGGAGAAAGAAAUACGAAGCAUAAUUAAAUCAGAGGUUCAAAGGUUGGUCAGUCAAGAUGCAGUUGUUAUUAUUGAUGCAGCAAACUAUAUAAAAGGGUACAGAUAUGAAAUAUACUGCAUGUCAAAGAGCUGUAAAACAACCCAAUGCACAGUACAUUGUGAAACUUCAACAACAGCAGCAUGGGACUUUAAUGUAAAAAGGUCCUCAACUAACAAUUCUGGAGAUGAAGUCUAUUCACAGGACAUAUUUGACGCCUUAGUAAUGAGAUAUGAAGCUCCUGACAGUAGGAAUCGGUGGGAUAGCCCUCUCAUUCUUGUACAAGCAGAAGACAAUUUGCCGAAAGAAAAAAUUGCAUGUGCUCUAUUUGAUCGCAAACCGCCCCCACCAAAUCAGUCUACACAAAAUGCUCCUCUUUCAGCAACUAAUUAUCUUCAUGAGCUAGAUAGAAUAACUCAAGACAUUGUCACGGCAAUUAUGUCUGCUCAGAAUAUGGGCAUAGAAGGAGAUAUAAAAAUUCCUGGACAGAACAACUUGAAUGUUAAGUUAAAUGGAAACAAAUUGACAGCAGCCCAAUUGGGCCGACAUAGAAGACAAUUCCUGACCUACUCCAAAAUGCAUCCUUCAUCUGACACUUCUAGAGUAGCUUCAUUGUUUGUACAAUUUUUAAAUUCAUCUCUCUCAUCAUAGCUGCAUGAUGCAAGAGCAACCCAAAAUAUCUGUUUUGAAUAACAAACAACUAAUUAUUAAACGAAGGCCCAUGAUCGAAUAAAAAAUACUUCUUGGAUAAAAAAA
This is a messenger RNA of Thrips palmi, 1115 nucleotides long. RefSeq names its product protein KTI12 homolog. The transcript is spliced from 7 exons. NCBI's taxonomy places the organism in Eukaryota, Metazoa, Arthropoda, Insecta, Thysanoptera, Thripidae. The record is from RefSeq and is a predicted model, not a curated record. Bases 150 to 1010 code for a protein of 286 amino acids.